Rangifer tarandus platyrhynchus (Svalbard reindeer) is the source of this 432-nucleotide messenger RNA. The record is from the annotation of a GenBank genome assembly. Lineage: Eukaryota; Metazoa; Chordata; Mammalia; Artiodactyla; Cervidae.
AUGGACCCUCUGCUCCCCCCAACACGGGCCCAAGAUCAGCAGCAGGGUGGGGCGGGAGCCUGGCCUGGAGAGACCCUGAAGAUUCCAUUAAAGCCUGAUUGCGAACCCUGUUGGCCGGUGUUUGGGGCAGGGCCGGGGCGGGCAGCAGCAGGAGUGGGGCUCUGGCUCCCCACCCUGGGCGGCCCCGGCUUGGACAGUGCCCAGAGCAGGACGAUUGCUGGACUGGCCAUUUCCAUCAUCCGUCACCACCACUGCCUCAUCAGGGCUGCAUGCUAUGCCCGGAAGCAUGUGCCCGCUGCUGCCCACGCCUGCUGCAGGACAGGACAGCUGGACACCACGCCAGUCGGCCAGGAGGGCUCACAGGGACUUGCCCUCUUGAGGGGUCUUUCUGCAGCUGCCUCUGCUCUCCCUGACCCGAAAGCCCCCCGCUGA